ACGACCUCCCUUCUACUGUACACCUCCCGCUGCUGCUACUGUACUCCACCUGCUUUCAUUCCCGGGCUUACCUCAUUUCUCUUCUUUUGCGCCCCGCUGAUAGUUUUGCGGGACUUUUAUUUCUUUUUCUCCGCUUUCUGAUCAGCAGAUUAAAGUGGGUGAUGAUGAAUGUCUGCAGGUGAUGGUGAUUCAGUGGAGACUGAAGUUUUUCAGGCUUUUUCCUGCAUGCAGAAACACUGAGCGUGAGUUGCAGUUUUAAAGAAGAACCGAGGCUCCCCGCUGCGCUUCUCCUCAUUUAUUCAUUUUUGAAACUAAACGCUCCUGAAUGCAGACUCGAUAACGGAGCGUUUCAGUCUCACGUCCUUCCUUUCCUCCGUCCAGCAGCAGCAGCGCGGCUGUGCGUAAAAGCCAACCCUCUCCACGGCGCACCGUCAGACGGCUCCCUGGCACUGAAACCACUUUGACUCGCUUUUGGCUUCUUUAACCCGCCGUCAUGGAUGUGUUUAGGAGCCGGCUGUUGGGGAUUUCCGUGGCCGUUGCUCACGGCGUGUUCUCCGGCUCCCUGAACAUCUUACUGAAGUUCCUCAUCACUAAUUAUCACUUUGAUUUCCUCACGCUCAUCCAGUUCCUGACCAGCAGCACAGCGGUGCUCACUCUGGAGACCCUCAGGCGGCUGGGGAAGGUCCAGAUCCCCCCGUUCAGCAUGCAGCUCUCCAAGGAGUUUGCCUCGGUGUGCGUCCUCUCCACGCUGCAGUCCACUCUCACUCUGUGGUCUCUGCGCGGCCUCAGCCUGCCCAUGUACGUCGUGUUCAAGCGCUGCCUGCCGCUCUUCACGCUCAGCAUCGGCGUGUGCGUGCUCAGGAACGGGGUGCCGUCUAUCGGAGUGGUGGUCGCUGUGCUCAUCACCACCGGGGGAGCUGCACUGGCUGGUGCUGGCGAUCUCACAGGUGAUCCCUUUGGUUACAUCACCGGUGUUUUGGCGGUGAUCAUCCACGCCUCCUACUUGGUCCUGAUCCAGAAAACCAGUCUGGACAGCGAGUACGGACCACUUACUGCACAGUAUGCCAUCGCUGUCAUGGCCUCACCGGUGCUGCUGGUGUGCUCCUUCAUUUCUAUGGAUGCCAUCAAGAUGUGGUCAUACGAGGGCUGGAAGGACCCUCACAUCACCGUCAUCUUCGUCUUCUGCAUCUUCAUCGGCUGUGCCAUGAACUUCACCACGCUGCACUGCACCUACAUCAACUCGGCUGUCACCACCAGCUUCGUCGGUGUGGUCAAGAGCAUCGCCACAAUCACUGUUGGAAUGCUGGCCUUCAAUGACGUUGCGCCGACCAGACUGUUCAUCGGUGGCGUGGUGGUAAAUACCAUCGGCUCCAUCACCUACUGCGUGGUCAAAUACUACGAGACAAAGAAGAAGAGCUUGUACGAGGACCUGGAGGAGGCAGAGAAAGAUAACGGGCUCCCCGGGGAGCCUUACAGAGAGAAACCUCCACUGGACGGCAGCGGGUCUGCUGCAGGAUCUGAUCCAGAGCAACCGCAGACAGAAGUAGCGUUGAGCAGUGAUGGGACGGAGGAGGCAGCCACCACAGCCCAUUUGACUAAUGGACAGCUGUGGACGGGAGAAGGAGAAAAAGGUGUGAAUUCUUGUGUCAUGACAGAAAAAGAGGCGCUGGAGAUGCAGAGGGAGCACCUCCACAAGGAGAGCGCCACCCCUGGCCCUUCGCUCAGUGACAGCUAUGUCGGGGUGUGGCGGUCCAUCAAACAUCUGCAGUUCCUGAAGAAAGACCCUUUGAUCAAUAACAUGGAGCAGCAAAGUCCAUGAGGGCAGGACCGAGACCUGAACUAAAAAAAGAAAAAAAAAAAGAAAAAGGAAAUGAAUGACAUGCUGAGAAAACCACAGAAGAAGAAAUGACUGAACCUCUACUGUAUGUCCGCCAGGAACCUCUUGUUAGUGUCAGCAGUGCUUCAUGAAUGCUUGUUGGUCACGUUCACUGCUGUGGCUUCGAUUACCUUGAGGUUUCAUCACACAGGAGUCGUUUUUUUGUUCAUGAGUGAAGAGGUUUCUGGUGGAGAAAAGUGGAUGAAGAGCUUUGGGAGAAUCUGCCUGUCGAGAUAAAAUCCGCCUCUCGUCUCCCUCAGCUCUUUGGUGGGGUGGUGGAGGCCGGGCAGGCCGCGGCGUAGCAUGAUGCGGUUCGCAUCCCCGCUGAUUAGCCAGCUUGCCAAACCAAAGCGAGUCUUGCAGAAAAAGAGUGUAAACUUGUGUAAACUUGAAUAUUGCACCCAGUCAGGGAGGAGCUGAAUACGGCUAAAGUUUUCUGUUUUGCGUUUUAAUUGGGAAGAACUCUUGUUUCUGAUUGGCUGUGGGCAUGUGAGUGACUCCGUGGCUGUGUGAGUUUGUCCAAGUCAAACACUGCAGGUCUGUCACGUUACUGUUGGUUUACUGUUUCUGUGUUUACUUUAACAACUUUACCUGAAAAUAAUAAUCAUGUCAUUUCA
This is a messenger RNA of Archocentrus centrarchus (flier cichlid), 2493 nucleotides long. It is a transcript of the gene slc35d3, whose product is annotated as solute carrier family 35 member D3. The record is from RefSeq and is a predicted model, not a curated record. The coding region runs from base 494 to 1819 and encodes 441 amino acids. Lineage: Eukaryota; Metazoa; Chordata; Actinopteri; Cichliformes; Cichlidae. The transcript is spliced from 4 exons.